GGGGGAAUGUUUUUGGUGUUACUCCUUCCGGGGUAAACGUCAUUCCGCCCUGUUUGUUUUUAACCCACGUGCGUACUGAAAUGUUCUGAUCUGAAUUUUAUCCAGAUAUUUUUCACUGGCUGUGUUCGGUUCUAACAUGGACCUCGCUUCAAAGGACUCCUAUAUUCAGAAACUUGCCAGUAAAGUUAUUUCCCAGCGAGAAAAUGAGCCAAAGAAGAAGAUAUCAUUUGUUCCUUUCAAGGGUAAAAGCGAUGCAGAUCUUCCAGGCAAGAAGAAAAAGAAAUUAAAAAAGAAGAAUUUGAAGGAGAAUGGCAAAGCAGAGACUCUCAAACCCCAACAGAAGCCUCGUGCUUCUCCAGCUGCACAGAAAAACCUUGAAAAAACAAAAGCAACCCUUCAAAGUUUGAACGGAGCCACUUUGCAGAUACCUAAAGGAGGUAAUGCAGAGCCAAGCUUCUCCACUGUGGAUGUAUUGCGUAAAAGGCUGCAUGAGAAGAUUGAAGAGUCCAGAGGACAGGGAGCUCCAAAGGAUGCAUUAUCAGAGGCUGUCAUGGCAAAGCGUGCAAAGCGAAAAAUGGAAAGGGAACGUAAGAAGAGGAAGAGGAAAGAAUUUCUGAUAAAGAAACUAGCAGAGCAAAGCGCUCAGGAACAACCUGCAGAGAUAAAAGAAGAAACAGUUGCUCCUGCCUCUGAGAAAAGAGUCAAAGCGGCCGUUAUCUUUAACAAAGUAGAGACGGUGGACAAGGCGUAUGAAACUAGUAUACAGGCAAAAAUUAAAAGGAAAAAGAGCGAGAAAGGUAAGAUAACGCCACUGACUGGGAAGAACUACAAACAACUUCUGAGCCGAGUGGAAGCUCGCAAAGAGAAGUUGGAGAAGCUGAGGGAGAAGGAUGAGACCAAGGCUUCGGAGAUGGAGAAGAAGAUCAAAUGGACCAACAUGCUCUAUAAGGCAGAGGGCAUCAAAAUCAAGGAUGAUGAAGAUCAGCUACGUGCUUCUUUGAAGAGGAAAGAAAAGAGGCGUGAGCAGAGGAAGAAGAAGUGGGAGCAUCGGAGCGAGAACGUGAUUGAAAAGAUGCAGCAAAGACAGGAUAAGAGGAAGAAGAACCUCCAGAGACGUAAGAAGGCUAAAAUAGAGAAGAAGAAGGACAGAGCCCGGAAGAAGGGAAGAAUCCUACCUGAGGAUUUAAAGAAAGCCGCAGUUUAGGGGGAGAGAAUUUUCCUUAUCCUGUGGAUUUCUUUAUAUGAAAGGUUGUUUUUUACAUGAAAUAAAACUACAUCCUGUCAUACAAACUGUUUCAUAAUUAAGCUGAAAAUUUUGCUUAGAUCUGAUAUGAGUGAUAUUCUGCUGUGAAAUGUGUUUAUUUUAACAAAAGUAAAGAACUUUAUCAUCUA
Messenger RNA from Cyprinodon tularosa, 1392 nucleotides. RefSeq names its product surfeit 6 (gene surf6). The record is from RefSeq and is a predicted model, not a curated record. Gene Ontology annotation, cellular component: nucleolus. Lineage: Eukaryota; Metazoa; Chordata; Actinopteri; Cyprinodontiformes; Cyprinodontidae. Bases 137 to 1204 code for a protein of 355 amino acids. The transcript is spliced from 4 exons. Gene Ontology annotation, molecular function: RNA binding; DNA binding. Gene Ontology annotation, biological process: ribosomal small subunit biogenesis; ribosomal large subunit biogenesis.